Messenger RNA from Vitis riparia (riverbank grape), 1901 nucleotides. RefSeq names its product probable indole-3-pyruvate monooxygenase YUCCA4. The coding region runs from base 405 to 1637 and encodes 410 amino acids. Gene Ontology annotation, biological process: auxin biosynthetic process. The record is from RefSeq and is a predicted model, not a curated record. Lineage: Eukaryota; Viridiplantae; Streptophyta; Magnoliopsida; Vitales; Vitaceae. Gene Ontology annotation, molecular function: N,N-dimethylaniline monooxygenase activity; NADP binding; flavin adenine dinucleotide binding. The transcript has 4 exons.
CAAAUAUCUUUUCUUCAGCCUCACGCCUCCAUCAUACCUCUACCCCUCUCUCUCUCUCUCUACUUCUCACUUCAAAUCUCUUAAAAACUCUGUUUUUUUCUUUUUCUUUUUUCUUUAUCCAACUCUCUCUCUCUAAAAGUCUGUUCCGUUGUAAACAUUUAUAAACAUCACAGCACAGCUUGAUUCGCUUCUCAUUGACUCUAUCUCUAAGCUUCGCUUGACACCCUUUUUGGGCCUUUUUCAGCUCUCUCCGCAUUUUCUUUUGAAAUUCCCGCUCAAGAGUAAAAAUUUUCUCGGGGAAACAGAGUGAAAACAGGGGGAGUGAAAAAGAAAAACAGGUGGUUGGGGGUUCAAUUUUUUCUUGGUCUUUUUUUUGUUUUCUUUGCUGCUCGGGGCCUUCCUACAUGGGAUCUUGCAAAGAAGAAGAAGAAAAGCAGUCGAGGUGCGUGCGCGUUCAUGGGCCUAUCAUUGUUGGUGCAGGGCCUUCUGGUCUAGCAGCUUCAGCUUGCCUCUCUGAACUUGGAGUUCCUUCACUGAUUCUCGAGAGAAGUGACUGUAUAGCUUCUUUAUGGCAACAAAGAACCUAUGAUCGUCUCAAACUCCACCUUCCCAAACAGUUUUGUGAACUCCCACUGUAUCGCUUCCCUGAAGAUUUUCCCAAGUACCCAACAAAGCAGCAGUUCAUAUCAUACAUGGAGUCUUAUGCUUCCCACUUUUCAAUCCACCCCAGGUUCAAACAACAAGUUCAAAGAGCUUAUUUUGAUCCAAGCUGCAAGCUAUGGAAGGUUCAAACUCAGGAUUUUGAGUACAUCUCUCGCUGGCUUAUUGUUGCCACUGGCGAAAAUGCUGAACCUCUAAUACCUGAAAUUUUGGGCCUUGAGAGGUUCCGUGGACGGGUUGUUCAUACCAGUGUGUAUAAGUCCGGGUCUGAUUUCAGAAACCAGAGGGUUUUGGUUGUUGGUUGCGGCAAUUCCGGCAUGGAAGUGAGCUUGGACCUCUGUAGAUAUAAUGCUAGCCCUCAUAUCGUGGUUAGAAACACUGUGCAUGUUCUACCUAGAGAGAUGUUUGGCUUGUCAACAUUUGGAGUAGCCAUGGCACUUCUCAAAUGGCUUCCACUGAGACUAGUAGACAAGUUCCUCUUACUGGUAGCCAACUUCACCCUGGGCAACACCGACCACUUAGGCCUCCGGAGGCCCAAAACCGGACCAAUUGAGCUCAAAAAUGCCACCGGAAAAACCCCAGUACUGGAUGUAGGAGCCCUCUCGCAGAUAAAAUCCGGCAAAAUCAAGGUGAUGGAAGGCGUGAGAGAGAUAACAAGAAAUGGAGCCAAGUUUCUGGACGGUCAGGAAAAAGAAUUCCAUUCAAUAAUCUUAGCAACAGGGUACAAGAGCAAUGUUCCAAGUUGGCUAAAGAGUGGCGACUUUUUCACACAAGAUGGGGGGAUGCCCAAAACGCCAUUUCCUAACGGUUGGAAGGGAGGGGAUGGAUUGUACACAGUUGGGUUUACGAGAAGGGGGCUCCUGGGAACGGCGUUCGACGCAGUUAAUAUCGCCCGGGACAUAGCUGAGCAGUGGAGGACAUCUAAUGACACCAACAAUAUUUGUAAUACCCAUGUUAUCCUUAGAAGAAAACCAUAGCAAAAAUCAUUAUUAAAGAGGAAAAAAAAAACAAAAAGGAAAAUUAGAAAUUGGGUUGGGUUAGUUUGGGAUGGUAGGGUUUAUAUGGGGUGUUUCAUUCUUCACCAAGCAGGAGAAUUUCCACCUUUUCUUUUUUUACCCUCUUGUAAAUUUUACCAAUUUUGCAUGGGGUUUUUACCUCUCUCUCUCCUCCUCUCAUGUAUGUUUUUUCCCUUAGCAUCUGUAUAAAGCAAUUUUAUGAAUAGAAUCUUUCGUCUUAGAGAA